AUGUCAUUCAGGGCUACUCGUACCCUAUUGGAGGAGGGAAAACAAUAUGCUUCUUCUCACAAAUACACAUACGUAGAAGGAAAGACGCCUUUCUGGCGCAAAUUCAGAGAAUAUAUGGUGGUCAAUCCAGAAAUCUCUUCCGGUUUACCCGAUCCAACAAAAAAUCGUUAUCCAACACCAGGAUCUAGAACUGAACGUGCAGCUAUUCCGCCAUCAAGAUCAUCAGAUGUCGCUGGUAAUCUAUACUACAAUCGUGAUUUCAGAAGGAAAUAUCCCAGAACAGAAAUGAUCACACAAUCUCAUUUGACACAAUUAUUGCUUGCAGCACCAAAUGAAGAUGGUACCAAAACACUUGCCGCACCUGGUGAAGAAUCCACCUCAACCUCUUUGACAAGACCGACUGAUCUAAUGGCACCUUCUGCAUUCACACAAGUUUUAGCACAAGUUCAUUCUCCUAGCAGCGGAGUAACCCAUUAUUCCGCUACAAACUUGCCGCCCAGACCACCAUUCGUUGGACCUCAACAUCUUCUCAAAAAGGCUCCAGGCGCAGUUCCACAUGAUCCUCAUGCAUAUUAUCCUGCAGAGAACUACAAUUAG
Molecule: messenger RNA, 597 nt
Organism: Meira miltonrushii
Lineage: Eukaryota; Fungi; Basidiomycota; Exobasidiomycetes; Exobasidiales; Brachybasidiaceae
Product: 21 kDa subunit of NADH dehydrogenase
Exons: 3
Coding region: 1-597 (198 amino acids)
Source: RefSeq, a predicted model, not a curated record